This is a messenger RNA of Rhizophagus irregularis DAOM 181602=DAOM 197198, 519 nucleotides long. RefSeq lists its product as uncharacterized. NCBI's taxonomy places the organism in Eukaryota, Fungi, Glomeromycota, Glomeromycetes, Glomerales, Glomeraceae. The record is from RefSeq and is a predicted model, not a curated record.
AUGAGAAAAUCUAAAAAACAUUAUAAAAAAUGUACCGCAAACAAAUCAGUAAUAAAAAAGCCUAAAAUAGUCUAUACACUUGAUGACAUUAUCUUUAAAAAUUGUGAUAAAUUGGAACAUUACAAAAAAUUAAAAGAACACACACAUUUUUUGGAAGUUAUUAAUAAAACAACUGUAUGGUGUGUAUGUAAUAAAGAGGUUAAACUUGAUAAAUCUUAUUAUGCUCAUAAUCUAGAUAGUCACUCAAAAAGUAGUUUGUGCAAUUUUACCGCUACAAAACAACCAAUAUUAGAAUUUUUUUGGAAAAAUCAAAAGUUAAAAGAACAAAGACCAAGCAAAUUACCACGUGUCAGUGCUGCUUGUUCAGGUUUAAUAGAUGAAAAGUAUCACAAUUAUAUUCUUUUAAGUCCUUCACAAUAUGGUGGUGGCCGACGACCUGAUAUCGUUGUAUAUGAACUAUUUUCAGAAAAAUUUCCAAAUCAAAAAAAUUAUUCAUGGUGUGUUUUAAAUGAUGAUUAA